This is a messenger RNA of Rhineura floridana, 1549 nucleotides long. It is a transcript of the gene EEF1G, whose product is annotated as eukaryotic translation elongation factor 1 gamma. The coding region runs from base 95 to 1381 and encodes 428 amino acids. The transcript has 10 exons. The record is from RefSeq and is a predicted model, not a curated record. Gene Ontology annotation, molecular function: translation elongation factor activity. NCBI's taxonomy places the organism in Eukaryota, Metazoa, Chordata, Lepidosauria, Squamata, Rhineuridae. Gene Ontology annotation, cellular component: nucleus; cytoplasm. Gene Ontology annotation, biological process: translational elongation.
CGAGGGGCGCCGUCCCGUUCGUGGACUAAGCCGUGCUCCGACUUGCUUUACAGCCGCCUCGCGCGACGCCCCUCCUUUUCCUCUCCUCGCUAAGAUGGCGGCGGCCGGGACUCUUUACACCUACCCCGAGAACUGGCGGGCAUUCAAAACCCUAAUCGCUGCCCAGUACAGCGGUGCCAAGAUCAAGGUCCUCUCCACUCCGCCACAGUUCCACUUUGGGCAGACCAACAAGACCCCGGAGUUCCUGAAGAAAUUUCCAGCCGGGAAGGUUCCAGCCUUUGAAGGGGAUGAUGGAUUCUGCGUGUUUGAGAGCAAUGCCAUUGCACACUACGUCAGCAAUGCAGAACUACGAGGAGCAAACAAGGAAGUAGCUGCCCAAGUCAUCCAGUGGGUAAGCUUUGCCGACAGUGAUGUUGUCCCCCCUGCUAGCACGUGGGUCUUCCCCACUCUGGGCAUCAUGCAGUAUAACAAGCAGGCCACAGAGUACGCCAAGGAGGAAGUGAAGCGGAUUCUGAGCCUCCUCGACGCCCAUUUGAAGACCAGGACAUUCCUGGUGGGGGAGCGCAUCACAUUGGCCGACAUCACUGUUGUCUGCACUCUCCUCUGGCUUUACAAGCAGGUACUGGAGCCAUCCUUCCGCCAGCCUUACGAAAAUGUCAAUCGUUGGUUUGUAACCUGCGUCAACCAGCCACAGUUCAAGGCUGUCCUGGGAGAAGUGAAGCUGUGUGAGAAGAUGGCACAGUUUGAUGCCAAGAAGUUUGCCGAGAAUCAGCCCAAGAAGGAAGUGCCCAAGAAAGAGAAACAGCCCAAGGAGGAGAAGAAGUCAGAGAAGAAAGAGGAGCCGGAGGAGGAGUUGGACGAGUGUGAGCAGGCCUUGGCCGCCGAGCCCAAAUCCAAAGACCCCUUUGCUCACCUCCCCAAGAGCCCUUUCAGCAUGGAUGAGUUCAAGAGGAAGUACUCCAACGAGGACACUCUGACAGUGGCACUCCCCUACUUCUGGGAGCAUUUCGAUAAGGAGGGCUGGUCCAUCUGGUAUGCGGAGUAUCGCUUCCCUGAGGAGCUUGCACAGAGCUUCAUGAGUUGCAACCUCAUCACAGGCAUGUUCCAGCGCCUGGACAAGCUGCGCAAGAACGCCUUUGCUUCUGUCAUCCUCUUUGGCACCAACAACGACAGCAGCAUCUCUGGAAUCUGGGUCUUCCGAGGGCAAGAGCUGGCCUUUCCGCUGAGUCCUGACUGGCAGGUGGAUUACGAGUCCUACACUUGGAGGAAGGUGGACCCAGACAGCCAGGCAUGCAAGACGCUGGUGAAGGAGUACUUCCUUUGGGAGGGGGAGUUCAAGCACACCGGCAAAGCCUUCAACCAAGGCAAGAUCUUCAAGUGAUGCUGCAGCCAGAGCUGGCGGGGAACUGUUUCCAACACAUGGACCCAAGGAGGGACAUAGUCUCUGGAGCGCCAACAGCUGCCAGUGGUAGAAAAACAACUCAACAGGGAGAGACAUCGUGACGAUCUAAGAUGUGAAUUAAAAGCCCACGUGUGCUAGUUGUUUUGA